Molecule: messenger RNA, 3189 nt
Organism: Nasonia vitripennis (jewel wasp)
Lineage: Eukaryota; Metazoa; Arthropoda; Insecta; Hymenoptera; Pteromalidae
Product: vacuole membrane protein 1
Exons: 5
Coding region: 937-2256 (439 amino acids)
Source: RefSeq, a predicted model, not a curated record
AUUAGUAUAAAACUAUUUCACAGAAAAAAAUUCAAAAUAUAUUUCUCACAAUUUAAAAAUUAACAUUGUUAUGGCAAUUUAUAUAUGGUUUUAAAUCAAAGUUUUCAUUUGUGUCCCUAUGUAGUUUGUUUAAAAUAUUGCUCCUCUCAUCAUAAUUGUUAAUUGUUACAUGAGGUUCAUAAUGUAAUAUGAAAUCAUACCUACAAGCUGUUAGCAACUAGAUAAAAAAAUCGUGUCUUCGACAUACGAAACGUGAAUCUUCUAAGGAGAUAAGAAUGUAUGCAUAGAUAAAGACAUUUUGUAAAGUUUUUUUCUAGUAGUACAAAUUUUAGUUUCUUCCAAGUUCAAAAAAACUUUACCAUCCAACUUCUUAAAAGCAUAGAAAAAUAAUAAAAAAAAUUUGUUAUUAGAUUUAUAAUUUAAACAAUUGUUUUCAACAAUUAAUGCAUUAACUUUAUAUAAUUUAUUUUAUUUUAUAAAUCGAUAUUUUAAAAUCUGAAGUAAAGAAAAUUAACAAUUUUUUCAUUCAUCAAUGAACUAAAGUAUAUAGUAAAUUGAAAAGUUGAUUAUAUUUUUAAGUUAAUGAUAAUAAUGAAACUUGUUAUGAUUUUGGUUUCUACAUAGCUGAUAAGUUUUUUUUUUUUUUUUAAACAGCUGGGUCAUUUAUGUUCUUGCUUUGUACACACUAGUCAUUUAUCAGUACUAAUACAUAAACGUAGGCACAUAAUAUGAUAAUGAAUUACAAUGAGGAGGGACCCUUGAUCCCAAGUGACCCAUGUGUUUAUAUUGCUUCUUUCACUGAUAACUGAACUGGGUUCUUGUUAGCCAGCUGUGUAAAGACUGUGACUACAUGCUCAAUAGAAGUUUUAACAUAUUCGUGGCGCUAAUGAUAGUUUCACGUCAUCCGUGUAGAGUCUGUAUUGUGGAAAAAGAAAAAUGGUGGAUGUGAAUGAAUUUUCUACAACUAGGAGAAAUUAUCUUAUUAUUGACAUGAAUUUCCUGGAAGCUGAAACAAAUAAAUUAGGAGCCACCAUGUUGGGGAAUACAAGCGCAACGCGUCGAACGAAAGAUGUGCCAUCAACAUCAACAAAUGGUGCUCGACCGAAAUCAAUUAAUGAUCAGAAUGAUCAAGCGAAAUCAAUAUCGCAUGAUGACAUUGAUCCAGACCACUUGACAUUGUGGCAGCAUCCUAUAACUACCCUUAAUUAUUUUAUACGAGAACUGCUAAUUGACUGCCUUAGUUUUGCAAGAAAAACUCUUCAAUAUAGAAAAACUGUAUUUUGUACAUUAAUUUUCAUUAUGUUAUUUUUUGUGUUGGGAAGACUUUCUGGGCCACAACAGGAGAUAUUUAAAGCUUGGGAAGGACAAGUAAGAUGGUGGUUGUACUGGGUAGGCUUAGGAGUGCUUUCGAGUGUUGGUCUCGGAACUGGACUGCAUACAUUUGUUUUAUACUUGGGUCCUCAUAUAGCUGCAGUAACAAUGGCAGCUUAUGAAUGUGGAGCAUUAAAUUUCCCAGAGCCACCAUAUCCUGAUCAAAUAAUCUGUCCAACAACUGUGGAUGCAGCAUGGACAGUAGGCAUUUUGAAUAUAAUGAAGAAAGUGCGAGUUGAAGCCAUGAUGUGGGGAGCUGGAACAGCUCUAGGAGAACUGCCACCUUAUUUUAUGGCUAGAGCUGCACGUACUAGUAGACAAAGUAGUAAAGAUCAAGAUUUUGAUCAAGAGGAACUCAAGGAAUUGGAAGCUCUCGAAGCCAAUAAAAGCGGAGAAAAGAUUCCAGUUGUGAUGCGUGUUAAAUUGUUUAUGAAGCAUUUUGUUCAAAAAGCUGGAUUCCUUGGUAUUUUAGCUUGUGCGUCUAUUCCCAAUCCCCUAUUUGACCUUGCUGGUUUGACUUGUGGUCACUACCUUAUUCCAUUUUGGACAUUCUUUGGUGCCACGCUGAUAGGUAAAGCCAUUGUUAAAAUGCAUAUACAGCAAUUAGCUGUGAUAAUAGCAUUCAACGAAGAGUUAUUAGAUAAAGCAAUUAGUUUCUUGGCAUACGUGCCUGUGGUAGGCACCAAAUUCCAAGAACCAUUAAAAAAAUACCUUGUAGAGCAAAAACGAAAAUUGCAUGAUAAAUCGUCAGCUGAGGGUGCAACAACGAUUUCUUGGUUGUUUGAUAAAUUUGUUAUGCUCAUGGUGUGCUAUUUCUUAAUAACAAUUAUUCAUGCUCUUGCGCGCAAUCAUCAUCGGAGACGCACUAAGUCAUCUGCGGAUUGACCAACAUCCAAAUUAGAUUGAAUUUAUUAAUUUACAGAAAAAAAAAAUCCUACAGGGCAUGAGCCACCAUGCACCGAAAAGCCACGCAAUCGCGGGGAAGAAGUAAUUGAAUAUCCGCUUCGAUCUUGCCUCGAUGUAAAAAUAAUUAUAAUCAAAUCAAGUCCUCCAAUCAAGUUGGUGCGUCACAGAAGCAUCUGUUAAAUAUUCAAUACUCCAAUUGAUGUAACGUUUUUGACCCAAAUUUUUUUUAUUAAGAAGGGUCUUUGUAAAUCUUUGUACUCGUGUAAGUGCUUCUUGUGAUUAAAGGAUAUUAUUCGAUUUUACUGUAAACUAUUUGUUAUAGCGAGGUUUAAGGUCAAAUGCUAAGUUUUUGUCAUUGGACCAUAAUUUUUAAUUAUAUUGUAUAAUAUCUGAGAUGCGGAUUCUGUGAAUUGAGCGAACGCUUCUUUACCGUCAAACUAUUUUAAAUGUAAAUGUCAUUUUCUUGAGCACUCAACACGGAUCAGAAUCGUUCGCACGAAUUUUAUUCAUGUAUAAGCUCUCAAUAGUAAAUUUUUCUCUGGUUAUGUGACGUGUUGCGCGUGAGUUAGCCGAUUACAUUCCAUAAUCAUAAAUAAAGCGCGCGUAAUGAAGUGUAAAGAUUUUCUUCUCAUAUUUGCUUGAAGAAACGAAAUAUAUCAAGCAAUUAUACUCCGAAGGUACAAUAAACAGUCAGCGAAAUAAUGUUAACUCUUUAUCACUGUUAAUUGUUUGCAAUCACAUCUGUAGCUUUUUUCAUGCCCUUACGAGUCAUGUUUAAAUAUGAACGUUUGAUAGUUACUUUAGCGGUUGAGUCGACGAUUAUAUUUUGUAAGUUGUGUGGUAAUCAACAAUCAAUGAUCAUAAAAAGAAACACCUGUUCCUUUAAAUAAAUUUCUACACCUUUGCAAAAAA